CGAUACUUUUCGUCAGAAAGACAGAAAAGUUUCCUGCUGUUUAACCUCAGCCGAUCAAAUCGCGUCAGUUGUUUAUAGUGUUUUAAAUGUUUCGAGAACACUAUCUAACAGGUGUAUUUCAUAAACAAAUAUCAGUGACUUUGAACCCCAAAACAUCAAACGCUAAGAAGGAGCAAAUUUUCAAGACGAGGAGAGUUAACUCCAAGACUCCUUCAACAUUUCGGAUCUGAUCACUGGUUAAGGUAGGCAAAUGAUCUGUGAAUCCUAAUUAUCAAAUACUCUAGCAACUAUCAUUAUCUAAUCAGUGGGGGAGUGAUACUGAAACUUCGGAUAGCUGAUCAAACUUAGAAAAUAUAUGACAAAGAUCAUGAGAUUGUCAUCCCAAUGGGUGUCAUUACCGAAAAAAAGAAACGCCAACUGUGUACAGAUAGGUUAUACCCCGUUGUUUGAAAACAGAAUUUUUUCUGCAACCUAAUCCUUUCUCUCAAUAGUGUAUUAUGCAAAUUAAGGUUUAAUUUGUUGUCAGAAAUUCUCUUUCUAACCAGGAAACGGGCGGUCGACAGUAGACGGAAGAAUUAUAAGGCAGAAAAAAGCACUGGGUAUAUUUUUACCACCUCUAAUUUUGUGACCUUUUGAUAAUUUCUUGCGCUCACUGUUCUUCUAUGUAUAAUAUAUCAUUUCAUUGUGUUAUCUUUAGAAUGAACAGACUAGCAAUCGCGAGAAUAUGCUUAACGGCGCUAUUUGUACUGCACUUUUCGGAAGCGAUCCCAUCAGAAUCCAAGGCAAGUGCACAUAUAAACGGAAAAACUGCCAUAGACAAGAAAGGUAACAAUCCAUUUGCGACUCUUUGUACCGAUAAUCAUCAACUGAUUACUACAAUGAAUGAACUCCAGACGUGCAUCAAAACCUACACCCCUCCUCUGUGGUUAAAGGGAAGAAGGCCAAGGUGUGACAGGACAAGAAAGAGAAAUGCUAGUUUAUUUUGACGAAUCUCAUCAGGUCUCAUUAUUCGUACUUUUAGCUACAGUCCUUAAUUACGAAACGACUCGAUGCCAGUUUAGUUUGCAAGGGCGUGGUUGGGGAGGGUCCUGAGGCAAACCAAGAAAAUUUUGCUGCAUACUGCGAGAUGAAAACAUGACAUGAUUUGGAGGUUUGUGCGUUGAAAGGAUAAUGAUGAAAGUGCCAUUCAGGAAAUCUACACUUUUUUCGAUAACCAAACACAUUAGAAGCAUUUAUAAUCACCCAGUCUUGGACAUCUCCCUUAAGAAACGCAUUUGAGUCGAAAAAUAAUGAAAAUGUAGAAACAUUUCACCAUUAGGUUAGAAUUCAAAUGAUUUAGGAAGCAAUGAUUCUGUCUCAACUGCGUCACCAUUCUGUCUCAAAUUUAGAAUUCACUUGAUCUAAGAGAGCUUUUGUCUGAACUCUCUGACUCUUAAACAAAAUCGCUUCGAUCCACCUGUUUGUUCCAUAGUUUUGGAGAGAAUUAUAAAACAGAAAACCGCCGAGGCCAUCAAGAAGCUCGAAAAACAAUUCAAAUUAACAUACAUGGCGUACACCUCAACAAAUGACAAAGGCAAGAAGUUGCAGGCGCAUAAGAAACUUCAAGGUAAGACAAUGGAGGUGUAUCUCGCUUGCGGCAGAGGUCAGUUACUUAGGCACAAUAAUCGAGAGGGGGUGGGAGCCAUACGCUAGUGUAUUGCUUGAAUUGGGAAACAUGUCAGCUUGUAUUAUAUGAUGCACUAUCAAUUUUUCAUGACAAAUAGGAGUGUCUCACUUGCACCUUACGACCCUCCUGAACUAUGCCCUUGCAAAAGUCACUACUAGCCUGGACCGAAAUAAGCGUCCUAUUUUGGGAAAAUCCUUUACCUUUAUGCCCUCUCAAAGAAUUUAUUUAAGACAAAAAACAAUCUCAUUGCAUUGCAUUUUACAGACUUGGUGGACGUCGUCAAAAGAGAAUCAAAAGCAAAUCUAGAAACGUCCAUCAAAGCUUACAAAUGUAAGUGAGAACUUGCUAUUAUAGGAUGUUUCGAUAUACUGGUUAGGGGAUGAAAAUUAGCAAGAUGAGUCUGAUAAAAUUAUAGCUCAAUUUUAUCCUAACUAACGUUUAUUCUUUUCUUUAUGCAGUUGAUAUUAAUCGGCUGUCUGACAAAGACACUGCUCAGCUGUUGUAUUCUUCCUACGUAAGAGACAAAAGUUAGUACCAACAAUAAUUGAUAAAACGUGAUCCAUAUACACACAUGAUUACAGUUUAGUUUUUUGGCGUUUGUCAUUUGUAAUUCGUAAUGGACUCCAUCCUUGUUAGCCUGGGACUGCAGAAAAUUGACCACCAAUGAGGUGUGUGGGGAGAGUGGAGAGGGGGGAUCAUUAAAUUAUACUUAAGAGCCUUAGUGGGAUCAGGUAAAUAAAUUUUUGGGACACAACCAAAAUCCUCCAGAUUCCCCUCCCCUCCCCCCCCCCCCCCACAGGCGAUAAAUAAUGAUGAACCCCUUAGGGUAUCUUAAUGGCUAAUCUAGAGCGAGUUACUAUCCAAUUUAUAAUAUCUAUAAUAUUUAUUCUAAUUUAAUAUUUUCUCAAUUUCCACGAUUUCUUUUACCCAGGGCAGUCAUUAUGGGGUUCGUGUCAGCCUGUUUGUCAGCACCGAUGCCUUCCGACCUGCAACCUACUCUGUUGUCUGACCACACCAUUCGUUGUACCGAAGAAAACUGUGAAGAUGAUCGAGAAGCAACUUGCUUUAAAGAAAUUAAAGAAAAAGAGCAAGAUCUCCAAGAAACAUCCAAAGAAAAAGGGGAAAGUCUGUGAACCCAAAUGCCGGAAAGCCUGCUUGCCGUCUUGCAAGUUUAGUUGUUGUUUUUCCCCCUCAAAAAAUUAGGUUUUGGUGAAGAUGCAGCAAGCCAUUUUGAGAGUGUUGUUCUCAUUGAUAUUGAUAAUCAGGCGAGAAACUUACGUCAGAGCUGUUAGAUUAUGACUAUUAACUUAAACGUAGUUAUAAAAGUGCUCUUUUGUGAGACUUAGAAGUGGGUUUACGAUCUUGCUUCACUGUUGGGAAAGUCCAUCAAAGGACGACAGGAAUAGAAGAAGUUAUGUUCUUUGCAUAAAAUGCUGGGAGGAAGAGAUGUCCGUGGUCUCAACAGGGUGUCAGGGCGGUUUUUUCCUUCUUUUAAUAGUAAUUAUAUCUCAUCUAGAUAGAAAGGAUCUG
Pocillopora meandrina is the source of this 3196-nucleotide messenger RNA. NCBI's taxonomy places the organism in Eukaryota, Metazoa, Cnidaria, Anthozoa, Scleractinia, Pocilloporidae. The record is from the annotation of a GenBank genome assembly.